Tympanuchus pallidicinctus (lesser prairie-chicken) is the source of this 3270-nucleotide messenger RNA. It is a transcript of the gene ASMTL, whose product is annotated as acetylserotonin O-methyltransferase like. The coding region runs from base 56 to 1939 and encodes 627 amino acids. The record is from RefSeq and is a predicted model, not a curated record. NCBI's taxonomy places the organism in Eukaryota, Metazoa, Chordata, Aves, Galliformes, Phasianidae. Gene Ontology annotation, molecular function: nucleoside triphosphate diphosphatase activity; O-methyltransferase activity. The transcript is spliced from 13 exons.
GUCGCCCGCCCCCGAGGUGCGCGGUGCGGGACGUCGGGUCGUUGUUUCCGCGGCCAUGGUGCUGAGCCCGGUGCUGGGGAAGCUGGUCAGUAAGCGGGUGGUGCUGGCCAGCGCCUCGCCGCGCCGUCAGGAGAUCCUCACUAAUGUGGGCCUACGCUUUGAGGUAGUUCCGUCCUGGUUUAAAGAGACACUUGAAAAGUCAUCUUUUGCAGCCCCUUAUGAAUAUGCCAUUGAAACAGCAAAACAGAAAGCUCUUGAAGUAGCAAACAGAAUGCAUGUGAAACACCUGAGAACACCUGAUAUUGUUAUAGGAGCAGACACUAUUGUGACUGUGGAUGAGCAGAUCUUGGAGAAACCAGUUGAUAAGCAAGAUGCAUAUAGGAUGUUAUCAAGGUUGAGUGGGAAGGAGCACAGCGUUUUCACAGGAGUGGUUAUUAUACACUGCAGCAGUAAAGAUAAUCAGCUAGAAACAGAAAUCACUGAUUUCUAUGAAGAGACUAAAGUAAAAUUUUCAGAUCUUUCAGAAGAGCUCUUAUGGGAGUACAUUCAUAGUGGAGAGCCCAUGGACAAGGCUGGUGGAUAUGGAAUCCAGGCCCUUGGUGGAAUGUUAGUUGAGUAUGUCCAUGGAGACUUCCUGAAUGUGGUGGGAUUUCCUCUGAAUCACUUCUGCAAAAAACUAGCAGAGUUGUACUAUCCACCCCUUAAACAUACCAUACAGCAUACAAAGCAUGACUCUAUCCCUUCUGUGGACACUUUUGAGAGCCUAAGUGAUGGAGAAAGUGAAUCCUCAAGUUUCAAGGAACAUAAACGUGCUAGCAAGUUGGACAGUCCAUCAGGAGUUAUUUGUAACUCUGAAAACAGCUCUGGUGUCAGAACUGGUUCUGGGGUACCUUUGGAAAAUCAGAAUGGAGUAUCAGACAGUGCAGCAAAAGUUCCAUCUAAAAUUCUAGACCUGAUGGAUGGUUUUAGAGCUUCAAAGGCUCUGUUUGUAGCCUCUAAGCUGAAGAUGUUUGAUUGUCUGAAAAAGAAAAGUCCUCUAAAGGCUGCAGAUAUUGCAGAUGAGGUUGGAACUUCUGUGCAUGGAACUGAAAGACUCCUUGAUGCCUGUGCUGCUCUUGGGUUGCUGGAGAAAACACCACAAGGUUAUAGUAAUACAGAUUCAGCAAAUACUUAUCUGGCAUCUGAUGGUGAAUACUCGCUUCAUGGCUACAUUAUCCACUCUAAUGACCAUCUUUGGCCUCUCUUUACACACCUGGAGUCUGCUGUUAAAGAGGGAAGCAGGCAGAACCAUCGAGCCUUUGGAAAGAAAACGGAGGAUUUAUUUAAUGACUAUUAUCAGAGCCAGGAAGUGAAGCAGCGUUUUAUGGCUGCCAUGCACAGCAUUGCCCACCUUACAGCAAGAGACGUGGCUACAGCAUUUGAUCUUUCAGAGUUUAAGACUGCUUGUGAUUUAGGAGGUUGUACUGGAGCUCUGGCUCAUGAAUUAAUACGAAUAUAUCCAAAUAUGAAGGUCACAGUGUUUGACCUUCCAGAAGUCAUUGCAAACAGCUCUUGCUUCCAACCAUCAGAACGAUGCACAGCUCCAGUGACAUUUGUUUCAGGUGACUUUUUCACUGAUGACCUUCCAGAAGCAGAUCUUUACAUACUUUCACGUGUUCUUCAUGACUGGCCUGAUGAAAAGAUUCAUGUACUGUUAAACAAAAUAUCAACUGUUUGCAGACCAGGCUGUGGGAUUUUGCUGGCUGAAAUGGUAUUGGAUGAUGAGAAGAAGAACAGGAGCACAGCUUUGCUUCAGUCUUUGAACAUGCUUGUGCAGACAGAGGGAAAGGAAAGAAGUGGCUCUGAAUAUCGAAGCUUACUGGAACAACAUGGAUUCUCUAAAGUCAAAAUCAAACUGACAGGAAACUUGUUAGAUGUUGUUCUCUGCAUUAAGGUAUAGGAAAAAAUAUUUAGUCAUAGAAUCUGGAUUAUAUUUGAUGUUUUGUAAUUAUACAAAUAUAUUGUUUCCCAAUAAUGUAAACAAUAAAUGCUUUGUUUUUUGAAGUUGCAUUUAAAAAGAGGAAGCAAUUGAUUGCAUUUAUUUUGAACUUGAGAAGCUUUCAGUGUUCAAAAAUAACAGUUCUUCUGGAAUGAUUUGAUGGCACUGAAAUUGUAGUCACACAACACAAUACAAAUCAGAAAUGUGCUGUUAGCAGCUCCACACAUUGACAUUGCUGAGAAAUCAGUUUUUCCAUGGUGGAUGCAAAUUGAGUCCAACUUUUAGAUGAACACUCAUCACUUUGUCCCUGUUUCAUAAGGUUAAUGCAGGUACAGUUUCAAUACUCCAAUCACAGCCUUUUUAAUACUAUUUUUAUUUUACACUUUCUACUGUAUAAAAAAAAAAAAAAAAAGCCAUACCUCACCUAUAGCUUUGCAUUUUGCUUCCCUUCUUUGAUAUUCUUCAUAUACUUUGCAUCUUUUUUUUUUUUUUUUUUUUUUUCCUUCAGUAUAUAUCUUCUGCUAUUCACUGUCUCCUAUUUCACAGCCUACUGUUUGACUAAAAGGAAAUGUUCCAAAUGCAGUCUGGAGUAGUUUCUCCCUUUUUGCUCACCUCUUUUCCUCGUUGUUCCACAGCUGUCUCUGCUAUUUAUACAGUUAGAAACUAUCUGGGCACAGCAGGAUUUCAAACAGCUGGGCUUAUUGCAUAUAUAGAGACAAGGUUUAGCUUGAAAUGCUAGAGCUGCUAGCUGUCCCUACCAUAACUCUUCUGCCCUUUUACACAUCCAGAACUAUUUCCCAGACUGCCUUCUCUUGUCUUUUCUCCUUGAUUACAGUGCUCCUUGACUGUAGGGCCUGUCUUCUUAGUAACUCAGUCAGAAUGGUCACAUUGCUGUAGUUGUUAGCUACAGGCUCAUGUUUUCUCCACUGAGCUACUUGCAUCAUGUUGGGGGCUAUGGAAAUAAUUUGCCUAAGGAAAGAAACACAGUUCUUCUGGCUACAUUCAUUUACAAAGAUGUGUUGGAAGAGACAUGAUACCAAGUGUUCAUUAAUAUACAAAUGUUUCUUCAUUCAUUGUAUGUGGAAAUCUGUGAUAAAACUUAGAAUUGCGUUGGUGAAACUGAAUCUAUCACUAGUGGGUUACCCUCUCUUCCCACGCCUAAACUUGCCGGUUGUGGCACAGUCUUCUACCUGUGAGAGCAAAUCAGUAAAGCUUGCCAUUAACAAAAGAUCAAGGAGAACUGCUUUCUAAUUAAAAAACAUUUUCAAUCAAUGAGAUAACUUAAAAAACAA